AUGGACAAGGUGCGGGCAGGAUGCGCUAUAUGCUGGGUGCUAGACAACUUGGGGCCGGACAAGUGGCGGACGCACAAGACAAUGAAGUGUAUAGCACAAGCAGGCUCAGAGGUAUUGCGCUACAGGCAGGGACGUUACAGCAAAGUGUCAAUAGCCAAAUGUAGUAGUACCGCUGUUGGGAUUAUCCGACAGUGCGGAUACUGCGGAAAGCUAGGCGGAGACUGGAGAGAGUAUGCAGCAUGGUUAGGGAAGCGGCAUAGGUAUCAGGUAUAG
Molecule: messenger RNA, 273 nt
Organism: Lindgomyces ingoldianus
Lineage: Eukaryota; Fungi; Ascomycota; Dothideomycetes; Pleosporales; Lindgomycetaceae
Exons: 3
Coding region: 1-273 (90 amino acids)
Source: RefSeq, a predicted model, not a curated record